UUCCUUUUCAAUUUUUCAAUCGUCUUCGGAUCGGUGCAACUUUUUGGUCGUGUCAAAACAAGACUCAUCCAACACCAUCCGUCUCUUUUAAACACCAGAAACACUAAAAACGAAAUCAUCAUGCCGCCCAAAAUGGAUCCCAAUGAGAUCAAGAUCGUGGUCUUGAGGGCUGUUGGUGGUGAGGUUGGAGCAACAUCAACCCUUGCUCCCAAAAUUGGCCCACUUGGUCUCUCCCCCAAGAAGGUCGGUGAUGACAUCGCCAAGGCAACCCAGGACUGGAAGGGCCUGAAGAUCACAGUCAAGCUGACCAUCCAGAACAGACAGGCGACUGUAUCUGUCAUCCCCAGUGCUUCAUCCUUGAUCAUCAAGGCUCUGAAGGAACCGCCAAGGGACAGGAAGAAAGUUAAGCAUGUAAAGCACAGUGGAAACAUGACCUUCGAUGAGAUUGUCAGCAUUGCCAAGAUUAUGAGGUCGAGAAGUAUGUCCAUCAAGCUGUCGGGAACUUGUAAAGAGAUCCUAGGUACUGCUCACUCUGUUGGCUGCACCGUUGAUGGCCUCCACCCCCAUGAUGUCAUUGAGAAGAUCGACAGUGGCGAAUACGAAGUGCCUGAGGAAUAAGAAGUAAAGCGCACUGGAACAAGAAAAAGGAAGAUUUCAAAAUAAUAUGUAAAUCUUUAAAAAAAAAGAAAUAAUGAAACUGAA
Lineus longissimus is the source of this 702-nucleotide messenger RNA. Its product is annotated as large ribosomal subunit protein uL11-like. Gene Ontology annotation, cellular component: cytosolic large ribosomal subunit; ribosome. Lineage: Eukaryota; Metazoa; Nemertea; Pilidiophora; Heteronemertea; Lineidae. The coding region runs from base 121 to 618 and encodes 165 amino acids. Gene Ontology annotation, molecular function: structural constituent of ribosome; large ribosomal subunit rRNA binding. The record is from RefSeq and is a predicted model, not a curated record. The transcript has 5 exons. Gene Ontology annotation, biological process: translation.